AUGAUUAUUGGAACUAGGUAUUUAAGCAAGAAAUUCUAUUUCCAUAUUAUCUUUCCACAAAGAAUGAAAGCUAUGUUAUUUAUCAUUUUUGCUCUCAUUUGUUUUGUUUCUGCAAAUGAAUUAUUAGAAAAGGAAUUAAAAGUUGUUAAUGAUAAACUUAAGGAUAAGAACCUUCCAAAAGAAGAACGUAAGAUGCUUGAAUUUCAUAAGACCGAAAUUAUGAAAGCUAUUAACAAGAAGGUUGAAGCUAAAAAUAUGAAAGUGACAACAAAACUUGUUCAAACAGUAAAGAAAGGUACAAAAUCGAAUAAAAAGUAA
Entamoeba nuttalli P19 is the source of this 318-nucleotide messenger RNA. RefSeq lists its product as hypothetical. The coding region runs from base 1 to 318 and encodes 105 amino acids. The record is from RefSeq and is a predicted model, not a curated record. The transcript has a single exon. NCBI's taxonomy places the organism in Eukaryota, Evosea, Mastigamoebida, Endamoebidae.